This is a messenger RNA of Frankliniella occidentalis (western flower thrips), 5063 nucleotides long. Its product is annotated as terminal nucleotidyltransferase 4B. The record is from RefSeq and is a predicted model, not a curated record. Gene Ontology annotation, molecular function: poly(A) RNA polymerase activity; mRNA binding. The coding region runs from base 259 to 1845 and encodes 528 amino acids. Gene Ontology annotation, cellular component: TRAMP complex; nucleolus. The transcript is spliced from 9 exons. NCBI's taxonomy places the organism in Eukaryota, Metazoa, Arthropoda, Insecta, Thysanoptera, Thripidae. Gene Ontology annotation, biological process: RNA 3'-end processing.
UGUCGAGCGCACCGCUUCUGCGCACUAGUCUGCUACCUACCUGCUACUGCUGCUGCUGCGGUUGUUGCAGCGGCGGCGCCCGAGCCCGAAGCAGUGCGUGUGUCUCAGAGGAGUUUGUACGCAAGGGUAGCUUUAGGUCCUUUAUCCAUACCUUGCACAGAUAGACUCGUCGUCACGCAUGUGUCAGGCACUCCAGUGGACGUUGUCGGAUACUGGUUUGGUGCCCGGGGCUGACUUUAGCGUGGCGUAUUGCGGGGUAUGGAUCCCGUGAUCGGCUGGUAUCAACCAGAGCAAGAGGGUCCCGCUCGACAAUUGUGGUCUCGCAUUGCAGAAGCUCGCUGCGUCCCAAUGACGGACAACAACAGCAACAACAAGGCCCCUGAGUUUAUCCCGAUUGACAGCAAUUGCCACGAUGACAGAAGUAAUCCCAUACACCACCCUCCCCGCAAGAAAACGGACAACCGCGCCAGCACCUUUAACCUUAACAGCGACCAUGCCAACCUCAUUGGGAAGCACGGGGGAUGUCCGUGGAGAGAACUGCGCUCGAAAUAUGACAGAGGAGUCAUUGGUCUUCAUCAGGAAAUUGAGGAUUUUCACAAGUAUAUCAGUCCAACUUCAGAAGAAAGGGAAGUAAGAAAUGUUGUUGUGUUGAAAAUGAAAAAGCUUAUUAAAGAAUUGUGGCCUGCUGCCAAGCUGCAAGUUUUUGGUAGCUUCCGAACUGGCCUUUAUUUGCCCACCAGUGAUAUAGAUUUGGUAGUGAUAGGAAAGUGGAAUGUUCAGAGCCAGGAGAGGCUUCCCUUAAGAACAUUGGAACAAGCCAUUUAUCAGCACAAUUUAGCUGAACCUGGUUCAGUCAAGGUUUUAGAUAAAGCUUCGGUGCCAAUUGUGAAAUUUACUGAUCGCUUAUCAGAGAUAAGAGUGGAUGUGAGUUUCAAUAUGAGUAAUGGAGUGAAAUCUGCUGAACUGAUAAAGAAGUUCAAGCAAAGAUAUCCUGUCUUAUAUAGUCUGGUGCUGGUCCUAAAGCAGUUUCUCCUUCAGAGAGACUUAAAUGAGGUAUUCACUGGUGGAAUAUCUUCCUACAGUCUUAUUUUAAUGACAAUCAGCUUUUUGCAGCUCCACCCAAGACAAACAGCUCUUACGCCCGGUGCAAACUUGGGUAUCCUAUUAAUAGAAUUUUUGGAGCUCUAUGGGAAAAAGUUCAAUUACAUGAAAACUGCCAUCAGAGUCAGUGAGGGUGGCAGCUACAUAUCUAAAGAGGAGGUUCAAAAAAAUAUGAAAGAUGGUUAUCGACCCUCCUUAUUGUGUAUUGAAGAUCCGCUUAACAUCACCAAUGACAUUGGACGAAGCUCUCAUGGGGCACUGUAUGUUAAACAAGCCUUUGAGUAUGCCUAUAUUGUGCUAACUCAAGCCGUGAACCCUUUAAAUACUCUCUUAUAUGACCCUAACAAAGUCAGUAUAUUGGGAAGAAUUAUAAGAGUCACAGAUAGUGUUAUUGAGUACCGGCAAUGGGUCAAACAGGAAUUUCCUUUUUCUAAAAAUCCUGAACUCAUGUUAAAUGGUAGUGGUUCUUCUGAUGGAGAAAAUGAAGAGGAGCCUGAUACUAGCCCAGAUUCCAGUGCUCCUGGAUCAGACUCGGACUCCUCCUCCUCCAGAGGGGAUAGUGGUAUCAAUGGAAUUUCUAACGCAAAUAAUGCUCCAUGGCUCAACAACUCAUACUACCACCGCGCAGGACGUGGUGGUAUGCCAACCAAUAACAAACAUCGUCGCUUCGUUGACAACGGGACCCAAGGUAAAGGAACUGGAAGGCUACGCAACUACUACCGAGCUUCAUCCCGUGAUUGGUAACCAGAGCUGAGCCCAAAAUGGACGAGGGGGCAUGCACCAACGGCCAGGCCGAGGUGGUGGCAAUGGACAUGGUGGCCGCGGCAGAACCUUCAGCAGUCGGAAACGACGAAAAAGUAGGGAAACGGAGCCUAUCAAUUUGUGACACUCGUGCUAUCUAGAUAACAAAUGUUUGAUGUUAAACAUACUUGUGUGAUUUAGGGAAAUAAUGUGUCUUUGUUUCGGUGAUGUUUCCUACCAUUUUUGUAGACUUUCAUGUUAUUUGAAGCAAGACACUGAUUGGAGACAAAGUCCCUUGUAGCACCUGCUAUUCAGUGGCUCCUACUAUUUGCUCAUGGCAAUUCCCUACAUUGUCUUUUGUCUGGAUUUCCUGAGAGGUUGGUGCAAUCCCUCUCCAUCAUACAUGAGACUUUCAAAAUUUGCUUAAUUCCUUUGUUCAAUUCCAUUUUUGUGUGUUUAACUAAUGAUUGUGUGGCAUUUCAAUUUUAACUCCUUUUAUCUUAUAGUCAAAGGCGUUGGUCUAGUCUCAUUUGGUGUUGUACUGACGCUAGCACUUUCAUGUCUUUUUCACACAUACACACAUGAAAGGAUUUUGGGACUGAAUAGGGAGUGUUGUAACAUUCAAAACAGGGGUUGCAAGUUUCUGUGAUUCCAUAUUUGAUGUUUGUAUAAAUGCUCACAUUGAGUAGAAAAAAAAGUCUCUAUGUAAUUUAAGCUAAUUAUAUUUAGGAGAGAUUAUCUGAGUGUUAGGAAAUGUUCCAAUGUGGUACAAAUUUUUGAAAUGAUAGAAUCCCUCUUAACAUAUACAGUUGUGUGUGCACAAUGUUACCUCUUGACUUAAUACCAUUUUUUUUUCUGUGGGAUUGGCAUAUUUGCUACUGCAAAUAACAUGGACAGAAAGGUUAAUGGUGUUGCUUACCUUGUAAAUUUUGUACAAUAGACAACCAAAGAGGGUAAAUUGUGUGUCUGCUGAAAUAUGAGGGCACCUUUGUUACACUGUGGUUACCUGUUUCCUAUUUUUCUUUGUAGCCAUAUUACACUGUUGAAUUUUGGAGGUCAGAGCUGGUAUGUUUUUAACUACUUAUCUUUUCUAUGCAGAUUUUAUCAUUUAUGGGAGACAUAUUUUUCCUAUGCUUUGUUAUAAAAAUUGUUGCAGUCACUGCUGUUCCUAAAUUAACUUGUUUUCCAAGUUUACGUGCAGUUGACCCUUGGCUAUCAUCUCACUAAGUGGUCAUUAAUUGACUUUUCAAGGAAAUGAUAUGUAAAUGACAUGUGUUCUGCUAAAAUGUGAUAAUUUUUAGAACGUUUUAGUUUAAUGUAGUUGUCCUAGAAUUUCUAUCUUUUUAACAGACCUCAGGAUGCAUUUUGAGUAAAAUUCCUGUAUGUGAAUGUUGUAUCCUAAUCCAAUAUAUUGGAGCUGUGGGAAAAAUCUCGCUCUGUUGGUAUUAGGAACUAAAUCACUUUCUCUUCCAGUUGUUUUCCAGCUUAAUUUAGCUGCUCAUGGCUUUCGUACUCUUACCUGCUGAUGAGCUGUAUUUGUUGUAUCUCUUUCUUCCCUGCUGGUGUAAUAUUUUACAUCACAGAUGUACUGCAUAGUUGUUAAAUUUUUUUAUCUGGUCUACAUGGCAUACUCAAUCUACUUUUGAAGAUAUAUUUUGAAUUUGGACACAAGGAGAAUAUCUGAGGGGGGUAUAUUUCAGUGCUCAUAUUUAUUUAAGAUUCCCUUCUGAUGACCUUUUCUUGAUUGUGCUCAAAUCCGACUUAAGCGUUUUCUCUAUUCUUCUUCUUCUUCAAUCAGAAAUAGUUUGUCGUGUUACAGGGUGUGUUAGAUAUUUACCUCAAGCCAGUAUCAAUCAUAUUUAUUACCAUAAUUUUGGGGGCAUUUGUAGUGAGCGUGCUUAUAAAAAUAUUGUGUUAGGGAUUUUUAACAAUGAAGUGUUGGCAAUAAUAGAGGGGAUGGGGAAGAUAAAUGUUCAUCUCAAAAACAUAGACUUCUGUACAAAUUGCUUGUCAGAUUUGUGAUUUUAGGACUGCUUCAGAUGUGAACAAAGCUUGUGGAAAUGUGUUUUCUUGUGGUUUUCUGCAUUGUUGUGCUGUGUUAGCCCAAUUUUCUGGUUUGAAUUAUUAUCUGAAGCUUUCCUUCUAGAUUGAGCUUUCAUGAAUUUAGGCUUGUAAGAAAUUGUCAGAAUUUAUGACAAUUUUGCAAUAAUUUGAUACUAUAUCCAACAGUGUUUUGGCUCUAAACUGAUAGUGAAAGAAGUCUGAGUAUUUAUUCGUACUUAACCUCAUUUUAUUGACUCUAGGUUACUUGUUAUCUCUGGUAAGAUAAAUCAUUUCAACCUGAAGGGCAUAACUUGCUGGCUCCAAAAUCAUCUCUCUGGAACUGAUAUUAGUCUGGAAUUGAGAGAAUUUAAAUUAUACUUCGUUGAUUUAAUUUAUUUGGGAAUAACAUUUCAGUAAAAUAAACCAGUGAUUAAGAAAUGCCUUUCAUGUUUUGCUGUAUUAUGCCACUCUAGUUGUGGUUUGGUGAUGCAUGAUAGAUUUACUACCCCUUUAUAUGAAAGCGGAACCCACAAAAUUUUUCAGUCUGGAAUCUCCCUAAAUUUCUGAUGGAAUUCUCAACUGCCUAAAUGGUGUUUUGUAACACCUGGUAACACUGAUAGUUACAGUGAAGAGUUGUAUGCAAGUGUCAUCUCAAUUUUCUUAUGUGUCCUUUUGAUUACUUAAUGAAAAUGCAAAUUAGCUGGGAUGGAUUUAGCACAAUUUCUAUUGUUUCAUGUGAUACUUUCUCAGUGGGCAGUGUUCUGCAAAUAUUCUUUAAUACAUAGCUCCCAAGUGUUGGGCAUUCUCAGAAGUAUUAUUGCACUUGGUGUCUGUUAUAAACUUUUACUUUGUUUUUUGAAUGUGCACCUGUUUUGAGAUCAAAUCAUGUUUUUAUAUGCUGUCUAAUCAAAAUUAUGCUUUAGGUUCGUUCUUUCUUUACUACGUUUUUGUUCCGUCCCUGUGGCUGCUUAUGUUUUGUGCCGUUGAUUGGAAAACUAGCAAAUUUUUUUUAAUGUUUAGCGCCACUGUAAAAUUGAUUGUACAUCUGAUUGGAUAAGCGCCAACAAAUAUUUCAGUUCCUAGUCCAAAGUACAUAAAUGUACAAAAUGCUAAAUAAAAAGUAAUAUAAAUUUAUAAAAUGUAAAAAAAAAUAUUAAAAUAUAUAAAGAACCAACCAA